Colossoma macropomum (tambaqui) is the source of this 1681-nucleotide messenger RNA. RefSeq names its product MYD88 innate immune signal transduction adaptor (gene myd88). Gene Ontology annotation, biological process: Toll signaling pathway; MyD88-dependent toll-like receptor signaling pathway; positive regulation of canonical NF-kappaB signal transduction. Gene Ontology annotation, molecular function: TIR domain binding; Toll-like receptor binding. The transcript has 5 exons. Lineage: Eukaryota; Metazoa; Chordata; Actinopteri; Characiformes; Serrasalmidae. The record is from RefSeq and is a predicted model, not a curated record. Gene Ontology annotation, cellular component: plasma membrane. Bases 210 to 1043 code for a protein of 277 amino acids.
UCUCGGAGCUGAACUCAUAAACUAACGCGAAGUCAGGUUUAGUUAACUCCCCUAAAUCAGAGUGCGGAGUUUACUGAGGACAGACUCAGAUGAGGAGCAGUUAAUGGAGUAACGCGGUACUGGCGCCUUCCCACUGUGGACAAGUGAAUGAAAAAGUUUUUUUUUAAUCCUGUUUUUAGUUGAGUGACACCUUUUCUUUGAGCACCAAUAUGGCAUCAUCAAAACUUCCAUCAUCAGCGAUUGACUACGAGGCGAUUCCAGCCAUAGCGCUGAACUUCAGCGUGAGAAAGAAGCUCGGACUUUACCUAAACCCUACAAACACAGUGGCCUCUGACUGGACGGACAUCGCCGAAAAGAUGGGCUUUACUUACCUGGAGAUAAAGAACUAUGAGAAGAGAGAAAACCCCACGCAGAGGCUGUUAGAUGAGUGGCAGACUCAGCCAGGCGCCACGGUGGGGAAGUUGUUGUCUUUUCUGGAAGAGGCUGAGAGGAAGGACAUUAUUUCAGACCUGACAGGCCUUAUAGAUGAGAAUUGCAGGAAGUAUUUGGAGCAGCCUGUUCAAGUUCCAGUGGUGGAUAGUGGACACCAGGACCGAGGCAUCACAGUCAAUGAUGGUCACAUGCCGGAGAUGUUUGAUGCCUUUAUUUGUUACUGCCAGAGUGACUUCCAGUUUGUGCAUGAGAUGAUCAGACAGCUGGAGCAGACAGAGUACAACCUGAAGCUGUGUGUGUUCGACCGGGAUGUGCUUCCUGGCACGUGCGUGUGGACCAUCACCAGCGAGCUCAUUGAGAAAAGAUGUAAGAGGAUGGUAGUAGUCAUAUCUGAUGACUACCUGGACAGCGAUGCCUGCGACUUCCAGACCAAGUUUGCUCUCAGUCUUUGUCCAGGGGCUCGUACCAAACGGCUGAUCCCUGUGAUAUACAAGCCUAUGAAGAGGCCUUUUCCCAGCAUUCUUCGCUUCCUGACUGUCUGUGACUACACCAGACCGUGUACGCAGUCCUGGUUCUGGAUUCGAUUGGCCAAGGCCCUCUCUGCCUUCUAAGCACCACGAAGGCUUCACGUUCAGCUCAGUGACUGCCAGAGAAUUGGGGUUUGUUUGUCAUGUUGUUUACAUGCAAGAAUUUUUACAGAUGUCUUGACUAGUCAGAUUUCUGAACAUUAUUAUUUCAAUGUAAACAAGAGUAGAUUUUCACUUUCAGAGCCCUGCAUUAUCAGCUGCAGUUCAGCAAUAACAUGCCUGUUUCAAGCCUUUUACAAAACAGUUGUAGACAAUAUCCAAAUACUAUCUAGACUGUCAGAAUAAAUGCGUUAUUUAAUAAGCUUGAAAGGAACUCCACAACAUGUUCCUUAUGGUUUUUGUGUGUAGAAAAAACACAUCACUUAAAGUACAAUUUGUUUGUAAUGUGGCUAAAACAUGGAUUUAUGCAAGUGAAACGAACGUUCUGCAGAAAUAAAUAACGGAAAAACUAGAUCAUAGUAAAGGGAACGAAAAGGAAAACUAAGAAUGAACAUUUUUUUGCAGAACAUAAUCCAAAACAGGAACACAGUCACUUUCAGCUGUUCCAGAAUGAACACUGUAUUUUAUGAGUACUUGCAUGUUUUCAACAGCCCUUUGUAAAAUGUUCAAAAAGCAAUAUAACAACUGCCUAUAUUUCUACCUUCUGAACUUUGGCACCGGCU